UGAUGUAGAUGUGAAUGUCCAUAUAUUGACUUAGUUUUGGGUAAUUUAUUUGUGGAUAUGCUGCUCCUCCAUAAACAUAAAGAGAUGAUUCAAGAUUGCUGGUUCUUUUAAGGAAAUCACAUUAUUCACUGAUUCAACUAUCAAUCAGAAAACUAUUUUCCUUUUCACUUCUUAUGCAGAGUAUUCAAUUAAAAUUCUGUGUCACCCCCCCAUGCCUGUGGUGGAUGCAUACAAAUCUUUCCUUUCUAAUCUUUUCUGUUUUUUCUAUUUUACUUUAUAAAAUUCAGGCAGGUACCAUUUCACAUGUUUACACAGUUGCAACUGUUUUACGUUGCCUUUCACAAGCUCCCAGACUGCCAGCAUUGGAUUGGGGAGCAAUCAUCAGACGGUGCAUGAAAUAUGAGGGUCAAAUUGCCGAGUCAUUGUCUCCAGAUUUAGCUUGUAAAAGUGGAAUCCUUAGGGAGGAAUGCCUGCAGUUGUCUUUAGCUCAUGCAAACCAAUUUGAUCCACUCCUAAGCUUUCUUGAUGAGCUGUCUGACCUGUCCAGGUUCAGGACACUUGAGCUGAAUCUUCAAUCAUGGUUUCUCUCUCAUCUGGCAGACCUGAUAAAAAUAUUCUCGGGUUCUAGGCUUGAGAAACUAUUUGAUGACGUGGCUAACUUUAUAGCUUCUUUACUCUCUGGAGAAGUUUGUACCGUAGAACAGAAAAGCUUAUUGCGGGCUUCGUGCUGGAAUGGUCUGUAUCCUUGUAUGGAAACUUCUCUUGACACUCGAGAGUAUGUAUCAAACAUGGAAAAUUGCAUGGAGGUCCUCUUUUUUUCAUUGCCUGUAUUGCACUCAGAUGCUAUUCCACGGAUGGAGCAGCUGCAUUCAGUAGAGUGGUCUGCAGCAGUUAGAUGUCUUGCGAAGGCUCGACAGGGUUGGUUAUUUACCCUUCUACAGGUUUCAGAAGCAAAUUUAGUGGAAGGAGAUGGUGAAUUCUCCAAGGUAGUGAAAACAAUGCAAGCAAAGGCCAAGCUAGUUCAGAUUGGUUCCAUCCCACCGAGUGAGCUGGGAAAACUGAAAGCCUAUCUAUUGAACACUAGAUCAGAUGGUAUUUGGGAUGUUCUGGUAGAAGUUGUAGCAGCUCUGCAACAUGUUGAAGGAAGUAUAAAAAAACAGUGGCUUGUUGAUGCAGUGGAAAUUAGCUGUGACAUCAUCCAAGACACCCUG
This is a messenger RNA of Camellia sinensis, 1211 nucleotides long. The record is from RefSeq and is a predicted model, not a curated record. NCBI's taxonomy places the organism in Eukaryota, Viridiplantae, Streptophyta, Magnoliopsida, Ericales, Theaceae.